Molecule: messenger RNA, 4434 nt
Organism: Carassius carassius (crucian carp)
Lineage: Eukaryota; Metazoa; Chordata; Actinopteri; Cypriniformes; Cyprinidae
Exons: 6
Coding region: 2527-3669 (380 amino acids)
Source: RefSeq, a predicted model, not a curated record
CACGAACGAGCAGAGAGAGAGCCCCGCCCGGCCGCGCGCGCGCGCACUCUCGCCGUCUUAAAACAGCACGAGCGCUGUCUGGCUCUCUCUACCUCGCGCAUAUUAAUAUAAAUCAAUUGAAACACGAUAGUAAAGGGUUAGGCCUUAACAGAGAGAUAAAUGCUAUCUUUCAAAGAGUUUACUUAUCAAAUUGAAGGCUACUAGAAGAACAGAUGGUAAAAUCAGCCACAUUAAUACCAGCUUCACCAAACUACAGUAUAUGAUUUGCAAUUGUACUCUAGAGUUUGUCAUUCCCGAUCCCCUGUAAUCAUAACUAAAAACUAAAAUGCUUUUUUUUAUUUUCUAUUUUUUUUAUAGAAAUAAUGGAGUGUUCAGAAAGAACUAAAAGGAGAAAAAUAUCAGCGAAAGUGGAGGAACAUUUGCGUCUCCUUGAAAAGGAGUCUAUGAUUGAUGAUUUGUUGGCACAUGAUUCUGAAAAGGAAUACCCACUGGAUGAUUUGUUAGAGCAUACUGAAAGCGAAGAUUCCACAGACACUUUCUACGAUGCUUGUGAUCAGAACUGUUUUGAGAAUUCGUCAAAUGAUUUAGAAGAUGAAAAUUCCUCAGAUUCUUUUUAUGAUUUUAACAUUUCCUCAUUUGAUGAUUUGGAUUCUGAAAACCAGGUGCCUGGUUGUGAUAGUGACUGUGAUUUGCAUGGAGAUGUAUGUUCUGACUUGGAAGAUGAUAAUGAUGAUGAUUCGCAUGGGCUUGCAGAGUGGGCUGCAGAAUUCAACAUACCACAAACAGCGCUGUCUGCACUUCUUAAAAUCCUAAGGAGAAAGGGUCUUGAUAUCCCAAUGGAUGGCAGAACUCUUAUGUCAACUGACAGAUCUUGCAAUGUGGCGAAUAUGGCUGGGGGGUCCUACUACCACUUUGGAAUCGAAAAUGCUCUCAUAGCUGAACUAACAUCUUUAGGACAUUUAGCAAAUGUGACUGAUACUCUCACACUUCGAAUUAACAUCGAUGGAUUGCCCUUAUUCCGUAGCUCCAGUAUGAGUCUGUGGCCUAUUCUGGGUAUGAUUAAGGAAAUUCCAGAGUGUAGUGUCUUUGUAAUUGGAGUGUACUCUGGUGCGUCCAAACCCGCAAAUGUGCAAGAGUAUUUACAAGAAUUCAUUGUAGAUAUGAAAGCCGUUUCUCACAGUGGUAUUGUGUACAAUGGUGUACAUUUCAGGGUACCAUUACCCGAUGCUUUUAUUUGUGAUGCACCUGCUCGUGCCUUUCUUAAAUGCUCCAAAGGCCAUACGGGCUAUUAUGGGUGUGAGAGGUGCACUCAAAAAGGCCAGUACAUUAAUGGGAAGGUGGCUUAUCCUGAAAUAUCAGCAGAGCUCAGGACAGAUGAGCAAUUUGGUAGGCAAGGCUAUCAACAGCACCAACUGUCAGCCUCCCCCCUAAAUGAUCUGGGUAUAGGUUUAGUUACCAGUUUUGUGUUAGAUUAUAUGCACCUUGUCUGCUUGGGGGCAAUGCGUAAGUUAAUAUUUCUUUGGUUGAAGGGGCCGCUGAAAUGCAGGCAAUCUAUGAAGUUUUUUGUUGUAAUGUCAGCAUAUAUGGUUUCUAUCAGGCAAUAUUUACCUAGCAAUUUUGCAAGGAAACCACGAUCCUUGUUUGAAUUCAGCACAUGGAAAGCUACAGAGCUUCGGCAAUUUUUACUUUACACUGGGCCUGUUGUUCUCCUAAAUAAUAUACCCAGUAUAAUGUACAGAAACUUUUUACUUCUAUCGGUAUCUAUGAGAAUUCUUCUGAGUCCUGCCUUAUGUUCUCCUGACAAUUGUGACUAUGCUGAGGAGAUUUUGAAACUCUUUGUAACAGAUUUUGCUGCAAUUUAUGGCGCUGAAUUUGUCAGCUAUAACAUGCAUUCAUUGAUCCACCUAGCUCAAGAUGCACGAAAAUUCGGCCCGUUAGAUAGUGUUUCAGCUUUUCCCUUUGAGACAUUUUUAGGUAAACUGAAAAAACUUGUCCGUCGGCCUCAAAACCCUGUCCAACAACUCGUCAGGCGAAUCCAUGAGAAGCCGAAAGUGGCAAGCCAAAAGACCACAUCAGUUUUCAGCCCACUUAAACAGCUCCACUUUUCUGGACCAUUGAUUAAUUCAAUUGCAACAUGGGAACAAUACAGGCAUUACAAUGAUGGACAGACACUGAUCUCCUCCUCUCGUGGCGAUAACUGUUUUUCUGUAGGGGGAAGGAUUCUUAUUGUGCGGAACAUUUUGUCACAUUCUGGAACUGUUAAAGUCCUGUGUAAUUUCUUUGAAACUGCCAAAUCCUUUUUCACCUAUCCAAUGGACUCAUCAUGUCUUGGAAUUCUUUUUGUUUUUAAUUUAUCUGAAGACUUGCAGCUGUUACCUGUGGAGGAGUUAAAAACAAAAAUGGUGUUAUUGUCAUUCAAGACUGGAUACGUGGCAUUGCCACUCCUGCACUAGUGUGCUAUUUAUUAUUAUUAUUUUUUAUUGUUUGUUUUAAUUUUUUUUUGUAUGUAUUUGUUUUUCUUUAAGCAUGUUACCUUUCGCGAUAGUUGAAUUUAUAAAUAGUGGAGGAUUGGCAGUUAUACUGACCAAGUGGUUUAUCGGGCCUGAGGAGGAUGAAUGCUACUGGCCACCAGCAAGGAUGAACAUGGCAAAGGCGGUCAUAGAGCAACAGGACCCUCACACUGACUGGGCGACAUACAAGUUGACUGUCAAGAGAAAAGUCGCAACGUAUGAAAUUGCCCGCACAAAAUUAGUCGAGUAUGAACAGAACACAGAUGUACCAACCGAAUCUGAUUCUACAGAGAAUAUGGGAAGGGGGAAGCGCAAAAAGAGACGAGUGAUUUUGUCCAGUGAGGAUGAGGAUGAUGACAAUUGGUCCGGCAGCCAAAUCAGGCCUACACCUCCAUCCACCCUCAGGUCUGUGCUGACACCGCCACUGCCUCCAUCCACCCUCAGUUCUUCACCAUCAUCUGCUAGGCCGACAUUUCCACCACCUCUGGGUAACCUUAGAUGGCCUGAUGUUUCAACCCAUCACCACGUCACCAUGUCACCAGAAACCUCUCAAAGACAAAUCAGGGGCAACAUGUUUGUUCGCAUUUUAACACUGAUUGAGGAGAUGAAAGAGACACAAAAAAUCCAGGGGAGGAUGUUACAAACGCUUCUACAACAGCGUGGCAACAUCGGCACCACCUUCUCUUCUACCCCCGAGGGUUUCCCCCUAAAGACAGUUAGGGAUGUGGAAAUCAUGGAAGAAAAACUGGCAAACCCAAACUUCAUGUCCGAGUUGGUUGCAGCUGUGACUGACAUAGGUGGGGGGACUGUUGACGAGGCCACAAAAAGGAUGAUGACUUUUCUCCUAGACCAUGGCCUAUCCAGGCAGUAUAACUUUGUGGGCCGAAAUGGGAAGAGAGAGUUCAAGGCCUUAAAACUGUAUGAAGUAAUAUAUGGAGGCUUAAAGAAAAACGCCAUGACCAGCCAAAUCACCCGUAAAGAUGCCGAGAAGGCGGUCUCCAAGUGGCUCAUUGGUGCUAGGGACCGGGGGGGGGUAAUAGACAGGCCCGACAGACAACCCCUCUACAAGGACUUCAGGCUUCAGGCUCGUUUGAGGUGGAAAGAAACUAAUUCUGUUUGUGACAGUGAGGGAACACUGUGCAAAAGCAUGUUGUCAUAAAUUUAAAAUAAAUAAAAUGUAAUUAAUUGUAUUACUGGUAUCCUUGUUAUUUUAGCUUGUUUAACCCAAGGUGUUCGGGUCUGUGAGACCCAGUUUCAAUGUUUGCUAAAAGAAAAAGUUACGCUAUUUAUUAACUGUGUCCUCCUCCUAACUGGGCCUGCUGUGUCUUGUCUGUGUGCGAAUGUUUUUUUUUUCUGCACCUGCUAUUCACACACAAAGUUACAAAAUUGUUACAUUUCAAGCACUUUCACCUAUUCUUAAUAAAGUUCUAAGAAAUGAGCACCAAUAAUGAUAAAAAAUCUUGUUUCUAUUUUUUUAUUUUUUACAUUUUUUAUAAUUGAAUUUCCAUGUUUUCUCACAAAAAAAACUAUCAUAUGAUCAUAAUUGUUAUCUCACAGGGGUAAAUGGCAAAUAAGAACCAUAAAUUAUGUAUAUACCAUUGGUAAUAUUGAGCUAAAGUAAACAUCUGUUAAGUAUUUUUACAUAAAUUGUUAUGGCUGUAUUGAUUUAAAAGCCUAAUAAUGUGGUGGGUCCACCAGACUCGGGGAUAUUGGCUGUGUAACAAAAAUAUUAACAUCUUACAAUUGUUAAAGAACUGUAUGGGCUGACUGUAAAAUAAGAAUGAAAAUUUGAAUUUGUUCAAAUUCCCCAAAAAUGAAUUUGUUAGCCCAUAAUAAUAAUGGUUAUUACCCAUAUGGGUAUAAUAGCAGGGACCCAUAAUCAGCCCACAUGGGGCCCAGCUAGUCUGGGCCCCAGAUGGGAGAA